AAGGGGCUUCCCGCUAGGCGCCGCGGGAUGUUCCCAGCCGCCCUGCUGGGCUAGCGGGAGCGCAGCAGCCCCUUCAGGCAGCCGGAGAGAAGCCGCCGCUGCCCCUUCUCGUGGGACGGGGGCUGUCGCCUGUCCCCUCGCCCCGGCUGCGUGCGGCUGAGGGAGCCCGCGGGGAUGACGCUGAGUGAGAAGCUGGAGACGCAGGGAGUUGGGGGCGCUCCCGACGCUUCUGCUACCCUCUUGCCCUGCCCGGCGCUGCGGGAGCAGCAGGGCGCCCAGGCGGCGGCCGGGGAGCCGAGGCAAGAGAACCUAGAGGGGUGUCCAGGCGGCCAGUCCGCUCUGCUGAUGGCGGGUCCCCCGGAGGGGCAGCAGGGGGCCGAGCCCCCUGAGGGCGGCUGGGGCUGGGUGGUGAUGCUGGCCGCCAUGUGGUGCAACGGUGCGGUGUUCGGCAUCCAGAACUCGUGCGGCGUCCUCUUCGUCUCCAUGCUGAGAGAGUUCGGCUCGCAGGACGACAAGCAGCUGGUGUUCAAGACAGCCUGGGUGAGUUCCCUGUCCAUGGGAAUGAUUUUCUUCUGCUCUCCCUUAGUCAGUGUAUUCACAGACAUAUUUGGUUGUCGAAUAAUAGCCAUUGUUGGAGCUGCAGUGGGGUUUGUUGGACUUCUUUUAAGCUCUUUUGUAAGCACCAUUGAACCUCUGUAUUUCACCUAUGGAAUCUUAUUUGCCUGUGGUUGUUCAUUUGCAUACCAGCCAUCCUUGGUCAUUCUGGGGCACUAUUUCAAGAAGCGCCUUGGACUAGUGAAUGGCAUCGUCACUGCCGGCAGCAGCUUGUUCACUGUGUCAUUGCCUUUCCUUUUAAGAGUGUUGAUUGAUUCAGUUGGCCUGUACAACACUUUAAGGGUCCUGUGCAUCCUUAUGUUUGUUCUUUUCCUGGCUGGCUUCACUUACAAACCCCUCAUUUCCAGUGCAAGUGACAAAGAGGGUGGAAAGAAGGGCAUGUUGAGAUUUCCUCCUGCAAAGAAGAUUUUCAGUUUCUCCAUUUUCAAGGUUACGGGUUAUCGAAUCUGGGCUUUUGGAAUCCCUGCUGCACUUUUUGGAUACUUUGUGCCUUAUGUUCACUUGAUGAAACAUGUAAAAGAGAGGCUUGGUGAAAAUGUACAAGAAGAGGUGCUUCUGCUGUGUCUUGGUAUCACUUCAGGAGUCGGCCGAUUGAUCUUCGGCAGAGUUGCAGACUAUAUUCCUGGUGCAAAAAAAGUUUAUUUACAGGUGAUAUCAUUCUUCUUAAUUGGCCUGAUGUCCAUGAUGAUUCCACUGUGCAAUUCCUUGGGAAGUCUCAUUGCUGUCUGCCUCUUCAUGGGUCUGUUUGAUGGCUGCUUCAUUUGUAUCAUGGCUCCUAUUGCCUUUGAGCUAGUUGGUGCACAGGAUGUCUCCCAGGCCAUAGGAUUCCUGUUAGGACUCAUGUCAGUACCUAUGAUAGUUGGUCCACCCAUUGCAGGUAUACUGCGUGACUACCUAGGUACCUACGAUGUAGCAUUUUACCUGGCUGGAGUUCCCCCCAUGAUUGGAGGAAUUAUAUUAUCUUUCAUCCCAUGGGUUCACGAAAAGAAGAAGCCAAAAGAGAAAGAAAAAGCUGUUGAUGAAGAAACAACUAAGAAAAUGCUGGAAAAUGAAAGCACUUCAGCCUCCGGCACAGCAGAAAAGCCCAGUAAAGAAUCUGAAUCUGUUAUUUGAUGCUUUAUCUUUCCACUGGACUAAAUUCAUUUUUACAGGAGCUAGAUAAGAAUUCUGGCUUUGAGUUGAAAAUAGCAUAUUAUUUUUAAUGGAACGUGUGCUCAGAUUGCAGAACAAAACUGCUAAGCGCUAAGAAUCUUUUGUACCACUGAGUAGCUUUCUUAGGAGUCCCUGAGUCUAGUUUCAAUCCAUAUUUUUAUGGCAUUUGAGGUUUUAUAGUAUCAGUGUGCACCUGCUAGUGAUUCUGCGUUUAAGGAGAUUAUUGUUUUAAUCUAUCAGAGCAUGCUUCUGGAAGUAUGAAAGCUGUUUAGUUUGAUUCAUUGGCCCUUCCAGGAUGGCUUCAAUAAUUUUAGUCCAUCAAGUAGAGGCAAAUUCUUGUGUUGUUUUCCUGGAAUUUCUGUGCCUCUUAUGACUGACUUUUGUUUUAAUUUCUUAUGCCAUUUAAACACUUUUUAAAAUUCUAUAUUAUGAUAAUGAAUAGUCAUCUUUUUUUGAUCCUCUAAACUCUAAUCCUUGCUGAAAUUAUCUUGCUUUGGGAGCUAGAUUAUUUAACAGAUCCUCAGUUUUACUUUCUCUUAAUACUCCAACCUGUUCCAUUUGCUUAAACCUACUCUGGAUCACUUUUACCUUUAUUUCUCAGUAGCCUGAACAUAGAACAUUUUAGGAUAAGUUUGUGAUAAUAAAUAUAUUAAACACACAAAAAGUGAAGGGUAUGAACUCUCACAAGCAAAUAAAUUCAGAAUUAAGGUUGUUAAACCAUUAUUAAGUCAUCCUUUGUCCCCAGUGCUACAGUGAAUCUAGUUCUUUUUCAGGUAAACGUCAGAAUAGCUUAGUCUUAAAACCAUACGAAGUGCAAUACUUGGGUACAAUACCAUGAGAUAGACAAAGCCCGAAUUCUGAAUUUCUGUGGUUUUUUUCAGGAUUUGACUCUUCAAAAAACAACAAAAAGACAUCUUUAAGGGAUACAUUUUAAGUGUGCAAUACGAUCAAUUGUUCAUACCAAUAAAUGGAAAUAUAUUAUACAUAAGAGCUAUUAAAGCAACAUUAAACAAAUUGGGAAGAGAUUUUGCACUAAGUGAAUAUGCAGCUUUAUUAUGGGCCUUUAAAAUUUUGCACGUGUGAUACAACUCCAUCUUUUCAAGAAAUUGUAGCGAAACUGUUUGCAUGCACGAUUACUUAUCCUUAACAUCUCUCUUAUUACUUGUGUACUUGUAGGUAUUAUAUAUAGUUUGUCAAACCCAUACUUCUGAAACAUCUAUUUUUCUGAAAGUUAUUUUAAAAAAGUAUAAACAAAACAGAGUGCUUUUCAGUUUAUCAUGAUUACGCUUGCAAAUAUAUUGUCUCUGGAUUUGCAUUGACAAUGCAAUGGAACACUUAAAUAGAUAU
Messenger RNA from Terrapene triunguis (Three-toed box turtle), 3114 nucleotides. RefSeq names its product solute carrier family 16 member 10 (gene SLC16A10). The transcript is spliced from 6 exons. Gene Ontology annotation, biological process: transmembrane transport. Gene Ontology annotation, molecular function: monocarboxylic acid transmembrane transporter activity. NCBI's taxonomy places the organism in Eukaryota, Metazoa, Chordata, Testudines, Emydidae. The record is from RefSeq and is a predicted model, not a curated record. The coding region runs from base 175 to 1728 and encodes 517 amino acids.